GGCACGGGGCGCGGGGUCAGGACGGGACCGGGAGCGGGAGCGGGACCGGGAGCGGGCACAACAUGGGCGGGUGGCGGGAUAUGUCCGCUGAGGCGCUGGAGGACCAGUACUCCCCCAGCCGCUGGUCCCCCCGCCUCGACCGGGACACCAUCAUCGACGCCCACCUCGCGGUGACAGCAGCAGGAACCGAGCGGGCCCGGGCCAGCGCCCAGACUUCGUUGCACGUCCCCUACGGCAAAGGGGACGGGGAGAAGCUGGACAUCUAUUUCCCCACGGACCAUGCUGGGACCUUCCCGGUGCUGGUCUACAUCCAUGGCGGAUACUGGCAGUGCCUGAGUAAGGACGAGUCGGGGUUUGCAGCCCCCUCGCUGGUGUCGCAGGGGGUGGCGGUGGUGGCGGUGGGGUACGACACAGCCCCCAAAGGUCACAUGGACACCAUGGUUCUGCAGGUGCGCCGGUGCAUUGCCUUCCUGGUGGAGCAGUACCCUGGGAUCAGAGGCAUUUACCUGUGUGGGCACUCGGCAGGGGCCCACCUGGCAGCCAUGGUGCUGUUGACGGACUGGACGGAAUUCCGCGUGGUGCCAGAUAUCAAAGUGCCUCUGCCUUCAGGAGCGGUGCUGGUGAGCGGCGUGUACGAUCUGGAGCCCAUCCUGCACACUUACGUGAACGAUGCUCUGAACAUGAGCUGGGAGGUGGCCCAGAGGAAUAGUCCCAUGCGACACGUUGCCCCAGCGGUGCCAGGGGCCUGUGAGGUGCUUGUGGUUGUGGCCCAGCACGACUCCCCGGAGUUUCGCAGGCAGUCGAAGGAGUACAGCCAGGCCCUGCGCGCAGCCGGCUGGUCCGUCUCCCUGCUGGAUCUGGCUGGUAGGGAUCACUUUGAUGUCAUUGAGAAGCUGUCAGAGAACAGCUACAUUCUCACUCAGGUCAUUCUGAACAUGAUUUCAAGAGCAUAAUGGCAUGUUGAGAGCAAACAGACAGGGACCGUGGCCCUGCGUAGCGGCACCAGGCAGCCAGUGUCCCCCUGCCCACGGCCUCCUUGCUCCAGCACAGGGUGGCCACUGCCUCAGACCCCACCGGCCCCUUCUGCUCUGCCCAGCCUAGGCUGGUGCCCCUUCCCUGGGGUGUUCCUGCCUGCCGGAGCAUGAAGGGCUGGAGGCUGCAAGGCUCCGUCUGGACAACUGGUUGAUGAAGAUCAUUCCCUCAGUGUCCUUUAAACUGCAUGCUGUGGAUACAAAAUAAACCAGGAAUUACUG
Messenger RNA from Empidonax traillii (willow flycatcher), 1253 nucleotides. RefSeq names its product arylformamidase (gene AFMID). Bases 63 to 953 code for a protein of 296 amino acids. The record is from RefSeq and is a predicted model, not a curated record. NCBI's taxonomy places the organism in Eukaryota, Metazoa, Chordata, Aves, Passeriformes, Tyrannidae. The transcript has 11 exons. Gene Ontology annotation, molecular function: arylformamidase activity.